Messenger RNA from Rhea pennata, 408 nucleotides. It is a transcript of the gene SPRN, whose product is annotated as shadow of prion protein. The record is from RefSeq and is a predicted model, not a curated record. Bases 1 to 408 code for a protein of 135 amino acids. NCBI's taxonomy places the organism in Eukaryota, Metazoa, Chordata, Aves, Rheiformes, Rheidae. The transcript has a single exon.
AUGAGACCCCACGACGCCUGGUGCUGGGCUGCGCUGCUGCUGCUCGCCCUCCUCUGCGACGGCGCCGGCGGACGGCGCGGCCGAGCCGGCGCCCGGCCCGGCGCUUUCGGGCCCGUUUCCCGUGGCGGGGGCCGCUCCGGCGGCCGCGGCUCCAAGGUGGCCGGAGCCAUCGCCGCCGGCGCCGCCGCCGGCUACGGCAUGGGGCUGCUGGGCCGCCCGCGCCCCGCGCGCCCGGGCCCCGGCGCUGCGGCCGCCCGGCAGCCCGCCGGCGGGUUCCAGGCGCCGAGCUGGCGCGACGCCUCGGCCAAGCGGGGACCCCCGAGCCGAGCCGGCGAGCGCGCCGGCGCCGGCGGCACCGCGCUGCUGCUGCUGCCGCCGGCGCUGUGCCUCGCGGGCCUCCGGCGCUGA